UUGGAGGUUCUGGAACAUGCUAUGGCCAGACAGUUGCAUUAGAGGUAGGCUCUUUUGAAGCCUCCCUGGUUAAAAGUCUUUAGGGAUUAGUGUUGUUAGGCCUCUGCUCGUUUUUAGGUCCUGGAGAGCCUGCAGAGUUUAGCUCCAACUCUGAUAAAACUCACCUGCCUAUAGCUUUCUAGCAACCCUUCAGACCUUGAUUAGCUUGUUCAGGUGUGUUUGAUUAGGGUUGGAGCUAAACUCUGUAGGACUGUGGCUCUCCAAGACCGACUUCAGCCACCCAUGGUCUAGAGGGUUGUUAUGUAGGGUACUCCACUCCCCCAGAGAUACGUUCUAUGCUAAUCGUUAAGCAACUGGCUCUGAGCCUCACUGGAUAAGCUGCCUUUAUGGUCAAGCUUGUAUAGUACUCCCCUUGUUUUAGAGGGUAAUUAUGUAGAGUACUUCAUUCCUGAGGCUAGGUAAUGGUAGGCUUUUCCUGGGCCUCCUUUUUAAGUAACAAGUUAGUAUCAAGUUGAAGGAUUCUCUGUGAACCUCCUUAAUAAACUUACUUUAUGAGCUUGGGUAGUACUCCCCUCACUUCAGAGGGUUGUUAUGUAGAGUGCUACACUUCCCCAGAGCUACUUUAGUGCUCUGUAGGUCCUGGAGAACCCUUUUCGGGCUGAGUAGAGUUACUCCUCUCGCUUGGAGGGUCGUUAUGCUGAGUCUCUGCUUUCUAGGACUUCUGUCUCUGGAAUCCGAUGUGGAGUGGUGUUUGCCUGUUUAUAAUACCUUCUCAUUGGAGGCCUCUGUGAGAGGGCUAAAUCUAGAGAUUCUGCUUAGGCAGACAGGUUGUAGGCUGACUAAGCCAGGAUGACAGACGUCAGCCUCCCUGGUGGUCCUAAGGGUUGACGCUUGUGUGACAGGGCAAGGUCUUUGUGUCCCUGGCAAUAUUCCCUUAAAGGAUUCUUUCAUUAGGUAAAUGAUUCCAAGCCAUUUAGCUCUAUCCUGGGGCCAAGCCUUCGGUUUGGCCCUGCAAGGUGAGUUUAGUGAAGUGAACUUCAAGCUGAAGUAUGCAGCUUGGGCAGUGGCUGUAGGGAGUAAUUUCACCGACAGCACUGGUGGAAUUUGGCUCUGGUAGUUUUGCCUUGAGAGCCAUUCUUCAGGUUACAUUUGUAACCUGAUACGUUUUAAAUAGAAAAUACUGGUGUUGACUGAUGAAUUUCUACAUAGUUUCUCUUAAAGCAUAUCAAAAACAUCACAUAGACAUAAACAGCAUUAAAAACUUGAUUUUCACCACAGGGGGGUCUUUAAAAAAAAAACACCUUGCUAUGUGUACUGUGCUAGACGAACUGGGACUAGUCACAGCACUUGCAUAUUGUUGCCCUAUUGUUGGUUUGAUUGCUUCUAUUGCUCUCCUCAUUUGUAAGUCGCUUUGGAUACAAACACAUUUUAAAAGAUUAAAUGUAAAUGUAUUCAGUUUUCUUCAAAGCAUGUUGUACAUACAAUAAAACAAAUAGAACAUACAUACCUGUAUUCAUCUUCAUUCAUGUCCAACAUAACAUAUUUAGAAAAUGUGUCCCAUGAAUCAGAUGCCAUAACACAAGAGCAUCAAUGACUGUUGGAGCUAAUCAGAGAAAAAUGCAACAAAAUUAGUUAUAUUUGCAAACACAAACCUUUCAUUAAACGUAGCUGCAGACUCACCUAUGUGACUACUGACUAGGCUCAUCAAGGUCAUGUUUCUUGUUCCCAAAUGGUAUGAGCUUUUAUAUUUAAGCAUGACCUGCUUUCAUUGCCAAUGAAAUGUGAUGUAAUAAAUGCCAUGCCAUUAGGUAUAGUCAGUUUCUAUUGUAGUCACUUUUAGGCAACACACACCUGGAUAAAAUAUUUUCUAGGAAGUGAUAUCCGAGAUGAUUCACUUUUCUAUUACUUGUUCAAUGAAAUCCCCCAAGAUAAUAAUAAUCUUACCUGCACACUGAAGCAUUGUUUGUUUUUCAUUAUUUCAGAAGCAGGCAUAUCACAGGCACUCCAGGGGGCAGGAUCAUAUUAAGCUUGAUUCAUUUCAGUGAAACGAUUCAUUCGGACGGUUUGGUUCAAUGAACCUUUUUCCAAAACGAGUUAUAAAUAUUUCCCCCGCACCCCACAGGCAUGUUGUUUUUCAUGUUUGUAGUAAGGUUGGUACUUUAUCACUGCUUUUUAUGUUAUAUACAUUGUGUCAAGCGUUUCUGUAUUGUUAACCUACACUAACAAAAAGUAUUUGGACAUGGUAGGCCUGCCUAUUGCAGCACAUUCUUUGAAGUAGCCUACCCAGUAAAUGCCAUUUUACAGGAAUAUACUAACAAGUACAUAUGGAAUAGGCCUAUAUUAAAGUAUGAUGGUAUUGCCAAGGCUCUGUAAAGGAAAUCCACCUUUCUUCUCAAUUUUGUUAACUAUGUUUAUUAAUAAUGUUAAUCCUAAAUAAAUUGUUAAUGAUUUAUUAAUAAUGUUAAUAAAUAAUGUUAAUAAAGUAAUUCCGUUCAAUUACAAACGCUUUGCGAAUCGGUUCGACCGACUCGUUAAAAAGAAUCGGCUCAAGAGAUUGAGUCAUUUGCAAAUCGGACAUUACCACUAACACUAUGGUUACCAUAGCAGCGGCCAAACACUGUCAAGCCAUUGUAAACCUAAGCUACUUUCUACGCUGCUUUUUUAAAACGUUAAUAAAGAUUUACCCGUCAAAUUAUUUUCAAGAAUAUCAGAGGAGAACGUGCUAUGUUUGAGCUUUAAGUUUUUGACCGUUUACGUGUGAUAAAUUUGCCAUGUCAGAGCAGGAGAGUGAAACUGAACCCAGUUGCGCCGCGGAGCAAAGAAUGUCACAAGAAGUCAUUCAGACCGAAACUGAGGUUCAUGAGGACGAUUAUUAUGCUGAAGACCAGAGACGACAAAACGAUAUAAACAAACAAGGAGGCGAAACCAACAAGAUAAUUUCGUCCAGUGAUGUUGGAAACUCAACAGCAACGGUUAAGAUCCUGCUGAUGCCAGAGAGGCACAUGAUAACCUUGGCCUUCACUAUUGGCCUCACAAUCCUGGAUCUGAAAAAACACUUCAGCUUUGAGCUGAGGGUCCCAUCAGACAUCAUACAAAUCACUCUAGAUGAAAAAAGUGUAGAUGAUGACCAAACUCUGAUGGAUAUUGGCGUACAGCCACAUGGGAUGGUCCAAUUUGAGAUGAGCUCGCUAGACCCGGAGAAUUACCCCAUAAGACCUGUCAAACCACAGCAGGAGUACAACAUGCCGGAUGUCAUCACUGUCAGAGUGCAAACAGACACAGAGGCAUUUCAGGAUGUGGUGGUAGAGAUUGAGAGAGCCACUCGCGGGAAGGCAUUUCUGGGAGGAUACCGUCAUAAGUUGACCAAAGCCGAGUAUCAUCAUGCUGCUGUACAGACGAUGCCCAAGAAGAGGCCUGACAGGGGCAUUGAGACCUUCAGCAGGGAUACACAGACGGUUGACUUGAAAAACCAGGCUCAGCAGUGCUCUAAGAACGCCUCGACUCAGAUGACCAAAAUCGGCUGUUAUGUGUCCAACAUGGAGGACAAGCUCAUCACCCCAGGGACUUACAUCACUGCAGAAGAGUAUCACAGCAAGAGACUGAGAGCUGUCAUUACACUACAGUCACAUGUCAGGCGCUGGCUAGCCAAGUGUUUCACAGAAAGCUUGAGACAGGCUAAAGAGCAGCACAUGGCAUGGAUGGAAAAUGAAAAGAGAAGGAAGAAAGAAGAGAAAGAGCAGCAGAUCAGAGAUGAAUAUCACCGCAGGAUGAAUCCGGAGUCGAAGGGAGACUUUGAUCUGCUUUAUAAUGCCUUGCAAAAAUGGAGGAUAGAGGAAGUGGAACGCAUCAAUGUCACCUUAUCUGGUGCGGAGAGAAAGGCAGCGCUGUGCGCUCUACUGGAGCAAGAGACCCAGUUCAUCUCCUCCAUAGAACGGCACAGAAUGGCUGCCGGCACGAGGAACCAAGAUAAGGCCGUACAAGCCUUCCUCAACAAGUCUGCGGAGCCAAAGAGAUGGCGUGCAUUUGACGGGAAGGUGACACAAAUGGACACACAGUUCACCAUCAGAGCCAAGGAGCUGCGAGAUCUGUACAGUAGCAUCACGCAGGCUCAGUUCACAAAGGACGAACGUCUGGAUGUGUUACUCACUCUCAAACACACCGUAAAGGAACAUAAAUGUAAGCUUACACAGGAUAUAGUGGACUUGAUUGACAGGGAGAUGGACCUGCUGAUGAGGGGUGUGAAAAAGAGCAACCUGGACGGGUUGAGAAAGAGGAUAUCCACCCUCUUCCUUCAGUACAUCAAAACCCCUGCGUUCAACCCUCAGGUGUCCAGACUUCUACGGGUGCCUCAGGAUCCUGCCGACCUGAAAAAGAACAUCUAUUUGUGUCGUGGCUGUAAUGAGUAUCAGUUAUCCACUGACUUUGCCCUGAAGACUAACUCAUCUGCAGUCGGCCUCUGUCGCCGCUGUAUGGAGUUAGACAAUGAGGCCCGUCAAAGAGAAGACUUAUCUCUUUAUAAGAACAUUCUUAGGUGCUUGCGUGACACUGAGGCCGAGUGCAGCCCAGAUGCCAAAAUCACUUACCUGCUGCAGGAGCAGGACCUGCGGUACCUGGUAGAUGUGCUUUGGGGAGCUCAAUCCGCUUUGAGCAGCUGGAAAGACCUUCAUGAUUUAAUGCUGGUGCGCUGGGAGAAGCACUUGGACUGGAGCCCAUGGAACUGCAUCCUCCUCACGAAGGACGAGGCGGCUGCACAUCUGAAACUAGAGAACAUCGAGAAGGCAUACGAUGUGGUAGUUAUCCGCAAUGUCAAGCAGAAACACACACUGGCCAGGAAGUACUUCUCUCAGAUACCUGCGAUGGCCGAAUAUCUGCACAAUGCUGAGAUUCAGCCUGCUGCCCUCGGCAAUCUGCUGGUCUCCAAGCCCAUCACCAAGGCGACCAAGUAGAAUCGCUGCGGGGUGCUCAGGGACUUCUGCAGCUUUACUAUUUCUCAACUUCAGACAGUUUAGAGAUCUAAACCUCUUUUAGCAUUCUUCCUCUAGAUCAUUUAUCGAAUUUGAAUAUCUUAUAUGGUAAUUAAAACCAGGAGUUGCUGGGCCUCUCUCUGUUUUGUUUUCCAUUAAUUUGGAUCAUUCAUUAAUGUUAAUUACUUAUCAGUUGGCAGUAAUUGUGGGAAAAGUUUUAUGAUUUUUCAUAACUUCUUUGGUAUUUUGUAAAAUACUAACUGGUUAAACAAGCAGCAACACUACAAUCCUGUGAAAAAUGCCGCAUUAGCAUGUUUUCCAGUGUUAAACUUGAGUACAAAAGCUGCAUAUAAAAGUGAGAUUAGACAAAAAAAAGUAGAUUAUCCCUCAAUGAUUACUCCAUAAUGCUACACAAGAGUGAAUUGAAACGUUAUUUCUGGGAAUACUUCGAAAGCCUAAAACGCUCAAGUUCAAGAGGUUUUAAUUAGGCCUUUGCAAAUGAUAUAUAGCCUAGAUCUAAUCAGGAGGUGAGCAAUCUAAGAUCUGCAAUUAUAAGAAAAGGUCAAGAACCUCCUCCUGCGUUUCCUUUUGAACAAAUGUGAACGAGACCACCAGCACCACAGGACUAAUGGCUGAUAAGAACGACUGUAGACUGCUGAUAUAGUGAUGAAAGGUUUGCGUUUUAUUUCUGUCUCUCCAUGAUGUGAGUUUAUAAGAUGAGCUUAAUAAAAUUGGUUUUAGCAGA
Ctenopharyngodon idella (grass carp) is the source of this 5709-nucleotide messenger RNA. It is a transcript of the gene iqub, whose product is annotated as IQ motif and ubiquitin domain containing. Gene Ontology annotation, biological process: cilium assembly. The record is from RefSeq and is a predicted model, not a curated record. Bases 2772 to 4946 code for a protein of 724 amino acids. Gene Ontology annotation, molecular function: protein binding. Gene Ontology annotation, cellular component: motile cilium; acrosomal vesicle. The transcript is spliced from 12 exons. NCBI's taxonomy places the organism in Eukaryota, Metazoa, Chordata, Actinopteri, Cypriniformes, Xenocyprididae.